Messenger RNA from Trichoderma breve, 1713 nucleotides. Its product is annotated as multicopper oxidase domain-containing protein. The record is from RefSeq and is a predicted model, not a curated record. Lineage: Eukaryota; Fungi; Ascomycota; Sordariomycetes; Hypocreales; Hypocreaceae. Gene Ontology annotation, molecular function: oxidoreductase activity; copper ion binding. The transcript has 4 exons. Bases 1 to 1713 code for a protein of 570 amino acids.
AUGGGGGUUUCUCUCAGCCGUCGAGGAGUGGAAGCCCGUGCGUCUUUGGCCACAAGCAGACUCUCCCAGAAACAAACCAACGGUCUAUCUGUCCUUGGAGCCUUGGCUGCCCCAAUGCUCCCUGCUUUCCUUACGAAUAAUCCAACGCCCAACGGAUAUCCAUGGAGUACCCUUAAUAACACCACCAAUUACUACGAUACAAGUCCCAAUACAGGUGUCAUUCGAUACUACAACUUUACAGUUAGCCGUGGCGUCAUUGCUCCGGAUGGAUAUCAGCGCGAUGUUCUACUGAUCAAUGAAGCUUUCCCCGGCCCAUUGAUCGAGGCUAAUUGGGGCGACACCAUUCAAGUAACUCUAAACAACAACAUCACCGGCCCGGAAGAGGGCACAGCGCUUCACUGGCACGGAUUUCUUCAAAAGGGGACUCCUUGGGAAGACGGGGUGCCUUCUGUGACGCAGUGCCCCGUGCCUCCGGGGAAGAGCUUCACAUAUCAGUUUGCGGCUUCUCUGUAUGGCAGUUCUUGGUACCAUUCGCAUUAUUCCUCGCAGUAUGCUGGUGGUCUUUUAGGCCCUAUUGUGAUCCACGGACCGAAAUCGCAAGACUACGAUAUCGAUCUUGGUCCCGUAAUGCUGUCUGACUGGUAUCAUGAACAAUAUUUUGAUCUGGUUGAGAAGACUAUGAGUCCUGUGCAGGCGUUGACUAGAUUCAACUCUGACAAUAAUUUGAUCAAUGGCAAGGGAGAUUUUGACUGCUCCCAGGCUACGGAUGGUACGCCGUGUACCAACAACGCUGGUAUUUCGAAAUUCAGGUUUGAACGCGGCAAGACUCACCUCCUUCGACUUAUGAACACCGGGGCGGAGGGUCUGCAGCGCUUCUCCAUCGAUGGGCAUAACAUGACGGUCAUUGCCAACGACUUUGUGGAUAUCCAGCCCUACGUGACAAAAGUCGUUACGCUUGGUAUUGGUCAACGAAGUGAUGUCCUUGUCAAAGCAGACGGUGAUUUGGACGCCUACUGGAUGCGCAGCAACAUCAGCGCAUGCUCUAAUGCCAACCAACCAUAUGCCCUGGCAGCCAUCUACUACGAUGACGCAGAUACCGAGACAGCCCCCGAGUCCACACCUUGGGAUGUUCCCGAUCCGCUGACUUGUGUGAAUGAUGACUUCUCAGUCACAGAGCCCGUCAUGGAGCUUACCCUUCCGGAACCAGAUUUGGAGCUCGACAUGGAGCUGACGAUCUUCCAAAACGCUCCGACAUUGCUGCUGAGCAAUCUGGGUAACUACAGUUUCGAACCCGAGUGGUCCGUCAGAAACGUGAGCACGGCAAAGAGCGUCAGAGUGAACCUCUUUAACAAUUCCCCCGCUCCACACCCUAUGCAUCUUCACGGCUUUAACAUGUAUCUCCUACACGAAGGACCCGGCCAGUGGGACAACAAAACAAUCAUCAGGCCAUCCAACCCGCAACGCCGCGACGUCUUUCUGAUUCGCAGGGGCGGACACGUCGUGUUUCAAUUUGACGCGGCGAGUAAUCCGGGCGUGUGGCCGUUUCACUGCCAUAUUGCCUGGCAUGCCACGGCCGGGCUGUUUACGCAUUUCCUUGCGGAUCCGGAGGCAGUGAGAGGAUUGAAGAUUCCGAAUGUAGUGGCGGAGACUUGUAGACAGUGGGGGACUUGGACGGAUACGAAUAUUCCUGAACAGAUUGAUAGUGGGCUGUGA